UCCAAAAUUUUUGUAAACAAAUACAAAAAAAAUGAAAUACUGAAAUGAGAUAUAAAACUAAGAGAGUGCAGCUGAGUUCAAUGUACAAUAACCUAAAUCUUUAUAGGAAAUCAAUUAGCAAAGAUAUAUCGAUCUUUAUAUCGGAUCAAACAAGGAGUACACAGCUUGAUGGCGCCAGGCAAGUGAAACGCCAAGAUCAAGAAUACAUGCAGAUACAACAUGCUAUGCAUUCUGGCAACAUGUCCGAUAAACUGAAUCAAAAAUGGAUAUAUCUAUGCAAAAAUACGCAGGAGGAAUGCGGAGUUCAUGGGAAAAUAAAUAGUCGUGAAAAGAAUCAUAUGGAAUGGAAACCAUUGAGUGUUAUCAGACUCUCACAAAUGUAUCUAACAAGGUGUUUGUUUCGUGGAAUAUUACAUCGAAAGAAUAAAUACAGAUCGAAAUUAUUUGCCCAAAAUGGAUUAUCAAGUUGGAUUACCUUAUUCACAUUCGUGAUAUACGUCAUUUUGUCUACAUCGCCACCAACAGCUGCUGAUUACUAUUCAGAUUACGUCUCAGUUAUCAUGAAGAAUUACAACUCAAGCGCAUGCGAUGGGGAGUAUUUGAGAAUUGAUUGUCCUACGGGAACAUCUAUAGAUAUACAGAAAGCCAUGUAUGGAAGAAAAGUUCCAAGCAGUGUGAUGUGUCCAUCUACUACAGAGACUGGAUCUGGAUCGAGUGAAAAAGUCGACGAAGACACCGAUUGUGAAGCGGUAACAUCAUUUGAGAAAACUGGCGCCGAAUGCCAAGACAAACGAAUUUGCCGAUUACUUGUUCAUAGAAGAGUAUUUGGACAGGAUCCAUGCCCAGGAACCAGUAAAUAUCUAACCGUUCAUUACAAGUGUGCGCCGAAGGAUUUUCACGAGUUGUCUACAUGCUCUCGACAAACCGUCAAGCUGAGAUGCAGAUUAGAUACUGUUAUAUCUAUUUUUGAUGUGAUUCCAUCCGACAGAAAUAAGUGUUCAAAGGCCAUCAACAAAACCAAUUGUGUUAUGAGAAAGUCGGCCGUUUUAGAAGACGUCACCUUGAACUGUCAUUCAAAGGAAAAGUGUUCCUACAUGCUGCCAAGUUCAUCUUGCUUCAACCAUAUGAAGAUAGUACAUACUUGUGUUCCUAAAGAGUUUUUAACCUCGGAAUUACCUUCUUCUGUUCGCUUACUGACCACGACAUCUCCUGCCUUGGACACUACACAAGAUUGGUCAACUGAGCACUCUACUGUCGUACAUUCCACUGUGACUACAUCUAUAAACAGCAAAGGUGAAUCAACAUCGUUCUCUCCGACAUCUACCUCAUUUAUAAUUGAAGAUACCAGUGCAGUAAAUUUAUCAAAUACAACAGGCGACAUUUCAGCAGGUCGAACAAGAUCGCCUCCAGGGAAUUUCACCACCACGAGCUACAUUUUGCCAAAUAAUACCUCUGACUUCACGGGGAAAAUAAAUAAUGAAGAUGACGUAAUUAUUAACAACGACUUUCCCAUUAUUAAGGAUCAGAAUAUGGAUACUAGCAAUAACUUUUCACCAUGUGUCAAUUGUACCUCGGUCAACGUAGCAGGAUCGGGAAAUAUCUAUGACUCGAUGAUGGGAUUAUAUUUGUUUCUCAAGGAAAACAGCGACGACAUUGUUAUCGCAAUUCUUCUGGCAGUAGUCCUCGCUCUCCUUCUAACUAUUUGCGUUCUGGUUCUACCUUGCAAGUUCAAACACGCAAAGAAGAAAGAGAAUAAAGCUGAAGAACCUACAGAAAAUAGCAGACUAAACGUUCAAGAGGAAUAUUCGCCACCUGCUGUUCCAGUUGAAGAGGAUGAACACGAGAAUAUGAGUCUUAUGGGUUCAAUUCUUCAACGAUCUGUUUCUUCUACGAAUACACUUCAGCGUCAACAGAUCACUUCCACUACACCGCAGAAGAAAAAGAAAAAACAAACCGUCCAAGAUGAAAGUAAAAGCAGCUGUGGUCCUCAAUCAAUUUUUGCCAAAAUUUGUUGCAAUUGUUGUUGUAACAAUGCACCAUGGCAACGAACUCGCAUAUUGAAACGUCAUCGUGGAGAUGUAUACCGUGUCACCCAUCGGUAUUCGUCGUCCUUGGAAGACGAAGAACUUGCCGGUCGUUUUCAAUCGAGGGAAACUUUUCCGGUAUUUAGUAGGACUGAUGACAAUGUUGAUAAUCAGUCACCAAUCCCAGCGUUAGAAGAUCAUGCCAAUCGUUCAGAAAAUACAGUUGCUUCGUCAGCACCUCCAACAACACAAGAAAAUAUAAAUUUUAGACCGAUUUCUAGAUCGACACAAAGACAUUAUAGUGCAACUCCAGAACCCGAUUAUACAAGAAGGACUAAUCAAACGUUUAGGCCAGGAGUACGGCAUGAAAGCCAGCGCAGCGAUCCCGCGCUCAACAUAUACAGUGUUCAUAAUCAGUAUAAUACUACACAACCCAUGACAGCACCAACCUCGCCAAUAAUAAGCCAUCAAGCAAAAAUUCCAAAUAAUUACUUGAACGGUACUCAUAAUCACUUCAACAAUCACGCGCAAGUGGCAUCGACACCAAAGUCUCCUCAAAUGGGUAUAUCAUUGACUCACAACUCCCAAUUGCACAUUGCAGGAGCACAUGUUGCACCACCCCAGUCCCCUCGGACUCCAAAGUACACUCCGCCACCAACUCAUUUUUAUAGUACUCAGCAAUAUACUCCUAGUUUUACGGAGGCAUUUGAACAAUAUGACAACGCGCAACAACGUGAUAUGGCCGUCCGAAAGAAACAAUUCCAUCGGCCCCAAUACAGCACCCAGUACAGUCAUGAGUAUAAUCCAAAUAAUGGUAAUUACUCCGGUUACUACACUCAAAACAAUUAUGGUGAUCAAUUUGUUCAAGCUGUACAGAGAAGAACAAUUCCGUCCAAUGCCCGGACGGUUGACCUUGCCGCCAACGCACGCACUGUGGACUUAUCUCAUGAUAAUUCCUUAUCUCGAAAUUCUUGGUUAGAAAUUCGCCGUAGUUCAAUUUAUGAUAAUUCUUUGCCAAGAAACAGUGAAAUGUACGAAUAUUAUAAUCAACUUCAACAGCAAGAAAUGCAUCAUAAUCUUGUACAACAUCACGAUUUGCCUGGUUCUAGAAAUUUGAAUCAUUACUAUUAAAGCUAAAAACAGCUAGCUAUCAGAAAAUUAUGCACUUUUUUACAAAAAUAUGGAAAUAUUCAUAAAAUAGCUAACUGCUUACAUUUGAAUUUCAAUUUUUUUAAAUGUUGUAUUUUAUGACAAAAUUUGGUCUUAUUACCACCCCUUCAAUAACAUCCUGCCACAAUAGUGACCAACACAUAUGACGUAACAAAGUCGAUUUGCGAAAUGUUUUGCGAUUUACGAGAUUUUCUUAUUUAACUAAUUGUAAAUAGAUUUCGUCUAAAGUUAUCCAAAUAGGCAAUAAAAGAUACAUGUGUUAUUUCGGAUUGGAAAAUUUAGAUAUCAGUUUAAAAAGUAAAACGCAAAAAUAUGAAAUGUAGCUCUAAAUCGUGUUCAUAUCUGUACUUUUCUAAUUUACAUUUUGUUCCUUCUUAAUUUUAUGAUUCAUUUGUUGCGUUGAAUCAUUGUGCACAAAGCAGUGUUUUCAUACUUAUUUUUUUUUACUAUUCUCUGGUGUUUGCACGGUGCAUACAAGAUUAAUUUAAGAAAUAAAUCAUCGUGAUUCAUACUUGUAUUUUAUAGGUAAAAUUGGACACCUCUCCUUAAUUGGUACACAUGUCUGUAAAAAUUUAAUUUAUUUCGGAACUGGUCAUGUUUCAAAAUAGACAAGAGUUUUAUUCCGUACCGAAUUCCAUGACUUUUCAAGUUAUAUAUUGGGUUAUCAUACAUUUGUGGCAGUAAAACGUUUUUGAAAUACCCAGUAAUGUGUACAACACGACGACCAAAUCCAAUACAGAAGUUUUGCAAUGAAUGAUACUAAUACUAAUAUGUUUAGAGGAGCAAUAAUUUAUCUUCUUCUGUUCAUUUACAAGGUGACGUGAUAAUUCAUUUUCUAUCCCGUUUUUGUGCAAGUGAUUUAAAUCACAAAAAUUAGCUAAUUGUUUCCAAAUCACGAACAAGAACCAAAUUAUAUGUAACAUCAAUUGGUAAUUAUUUUGAGUUCGUAUUUAAAACGACCAUUUCAAAAUUUUAGCAUCGACGAGAGAUUUACUAUACGCAUUUUAUCUGUCCCCAUUUAAUAAAGUGAUCAAUGGCACUAACAUUUCAUAUUUUUUCCCCCACAUUUUGCGAAAUAUUUAUUAUUAUUAAUACUUUUAAUUUUUGCUGCUUUAUCAGUAACAUUCACCUGAAAUCUCAAUAUUUGAAGAAGCGUUGUGCAAUUUUUUUAUGUAUCGCAGGUGUAUUUUCAUGUUUUUUAAUAAAAUCUCCACACAAUACCAGA
This is a messenger RNA of Styela clava, 4419 nucleotides long. RefSeq lists its product as uncharacterized. Gene Ontology annotation, molecular function: carbohydrate binding. NCBI's taxonomy places the organism in Eukaryota, Metazoa, Chordata, Ascidiacea, Stolidobranchia, Styelidae. The record is from RefSeq and is a predicted model, not a curated record.